CUCUCAAUUGCCUUUUCCGAUUCGGCGGCUCGGCAAGUUGGCUGCAAAACCGAGCAAUCCCGGCGAGUGGCCGAUGACGGCGGAGUCCCACGCGAACAAGUCGGCGCACGCUACCUCGGGCCGUCACCAACCGUCGCCGUCUUCAACUGCCCUCUUCUAAGCUCUCCCCCCAGCACCCAAACUCCGUUUCUUCGAGCAAGAAUUUGGCCAAUUCCACCCAAAUUUUGAAACAAUAUGCUUCCCUCUGCGAGACGAGUGCUGGCGACUCAAGCCUCCGGCGUCAUUGGCCGGGCGCCAGCUCUGAACCUCAGCGCACAUGCCCGCCAAAGACUGUUGUCGACCCUAGCCAUCUUGGAGCAGCGGGACGGACAGCUGAACCGUGGCUCAUUGAGCGCAUUCACGGCGGCCCAGAAGCUAGGUGGAGCUGUGCACGGCUUUGUCGCUGGUAGCAACAUCAAGAGUGUCGCUGCGGAGGCUGCAAAGGUCGACGGCGUCGAGAAGAUUAUCGCCGUGGAGAACGGCGCAUAUGACAAGGGACUCCCCGAGAACUACGCUCCUCUUCUCGUCGAGAACAUUAAGAAGGGCGGUUACACUCACGUCAUCGUUGGCCACACUGCAUUUGGCAAGAAUCUCUUGCCUCGAGUUGCUGCUUUGCUCGAUUCGCAACAGAUUUCCGACAUUACAGCCAUUGAGAACGAGAACACCUUCGUCCGACCCAUUUACGCAGGUAACGCUAUCGCCACUGUUGAAUCGUCGGACCUCAUCAAGCUUGUCACCAUCCGAGGGACCGCGUUCGCCCCUGCCGACCUCGCGUCAGGAUCUGCGACUGUUGAAGACGGUGUUGACCCCAAGGUCGAGUCGGCUACUGAGUGGGUGUCUGAGGACCUUGCCAAGUCCGACCGCCCUGACUUGGCUACCGCUGGUAGAGUCGUGGCUGGUGGCCGCGGCCUAAAGUCCAAGGAGGACUUCGACAAUGUGAUGCUUCCUCUGGCUGACGCCCUUGGCGCCGCCGUCGGAGCCUCCCGCGCCGCCGUUGAUAGCGGCUAUGCGGAUAAUAGUCUCCAGGUUGGCCAGACUGGCAAGGUCGUUGCCCCUCAGCUGUACGUGGCUGUUGGUAUCUCAGGCGCCAUUCAGCACUUGGCUGGCAUGAAGGACAGCAAGGUGAUUGCUGCUAUCAACAAGGAUGGUGACGCACCCAUUUUCCAGGUCGCGGAUGUUGGUCUUGUUGGUGAUUUGUUCGAAAAGGUGCCCGAGUUGACGGAAAAGGUCAAGAGCGCGUAAUGUCUAUGAUACACAUAUGGAGUGAGGUGUUAUACAACAAGUUAAAA
This is a messenger RNA of Ilyonectria robusta, 1328 nucleotides long. RefSeq lists its product as uncharacterized. Bases 235 to 1281 code for a protein of 348 amino acids. The record is from RefSeq and is a predicted model, not a curated record. Gene Ontology annotation, cellular component: mitochondrion. The transcript has 2 exons. Lineage: Eukaryota; Fungi; Ascomycota; Sordariomycetes; Hypocreales; Nectriaceae. Gene Ontology annotation, molecular function: flavin adenine dinucleotide binding; electron transfer activity.